Messenger RNA from Raphanus sativus (radish), 2627 nucleotides. RefSeq lists its product as uncharacterized. The record is from RefSeq and is a predicted model, not a curated record. Gene Ontology annotation, cellular component: plasma membrane. NCBI's taxonomy places the organism in Eukaryota, Viridiplantae, Streptophyta, Magnoliopsida, Brassicales, Brassicaceae. Bases 320 to 2461 code for a protein of 713 amino acids. The transcript has 21 exons.
GACACAGAGAGAGAGAGAGAGAGAGAGAGAGAGAGAGAUUGGUUGCUUGAAGAAGAAGACCACGACAGGAGGGAGGAAAGUUUCGUUUUUUUUUUUUUCGUUCCAAUCCAUUUCUUUAUCGCGUGAUUGCGAGAGAGAUUCGUCCUUAUCAUUUGCUCGUCGCAUUCAUACCAUUUCUUCCAAAUCUACACGCUUUGAGAUUCAUUCGUGUGAGAUUUGGCUCUGUGAGUGAAGAGGAGCAUGAGAGAGAGAGGAAAGUAGAGUCCUUUGGUCAAGUUUGAUUUUGGGAUUUAGUCAGGUUCCGAGUAAAAGGAGGGAUAUGAGGAUGGAGAACGGCCAUGAGGACACAUUUUCCCAAGUGGGUAUUGAAGAUUCUUCGGAGAAUGAGUUCAAAAACGAUAACUUGUUGCAGGUCAUCAAAGCUGUUGAAGCAGCUGAAACCACCAUCAAGCAGCAGGUGGAGGAGAAUAGCCGCUUAAAGGCUGAACUUGAGAGAAGUAUUCUGGAACUCGCUAAAUAUAAAUCAGAUGAAUCCUUGCCCCAAACAUCUAAUCUCGGAGAUCAUUCAGUUGACUGUAAGCAAAGUGUGAUCAAAGCUUCAGAUGGUGAUUCAUCAGGCAUGAUGGUUGUUCACUCCCACGCGAAUGCUAACGGCCAAGAAGCUACUAUGAGCAAUCGUUUUGAAAGGCGCUCUGUGGAGAAUAUGGUUAAUGGCAUUGAUAGAGGAGCUACAGGUGGUGCUGGUCCUUCUCAGUUUUAUUCACCGGCUACAGUAUUAUCAUCUCCUAUGAGAACGCAGUUGGAAGGAGAAAAUGACACACAUAUCAAUUCAUCUACUCAUCGAUUAAUGACAGUUGGUGAAGUAAAUGAUUCUGGCAGUGCUGGGAAGCAGGACCUCAUUCACAAGAUUCAGGAAAACGAACAAGAAAUUUUGCAGUUGCGGAGAUAUCUUACUGACUGUUCUGUUAAGGAAGCUCAAAUCCGCAAUGAAAAAUAUGUUCUGGAAAAGCGAAUUGCCUACAUGCGUCUGGCAUUUGAUCAACAGCAAGAAGAUCUUGUUGACGCUGCAUCAAAAGCUCUCUCUUACAGACAAGAGAUAAUUGAGGAAAAUAUACGCCUAACAUAUGCCUUACAGGCUACACAGCAAGAGCGAUCUACAUUUGUAUCAUACUUGUUGCCUCUUCUAUCGGAGUAUUCUCUACAACCACAGGUUUCUGAUGCACAGUCUAUUGUUAGCAAUGUGAAGGUUUUAUUUAAGCAUCUACAAGAGAAGCUCCUUCUUACUGAGACAAAGUUAAAAGAGUCAGAAUAUCAAUUAGCACCUUGGCAGGCCCCAUCUCGCGCAGCUGGUGUAGCGUUAACCCACUCAGCGAAGGAUUCCCUAUAUUCCAAUGAUCAAGCAGCCACAGACGGGGGUUCAAAGCGCUGGAAUCAAGAUGAGCCAAGUAGCUCAACUUUGGGGAGUUACCAUCUUGAUGAUCCUAAUAGGUUUUCAUCUCCGGUGAACGGUCAGUCGGCUGCCUUUGAGACGCCUCGGCAAACGGUUACUAGUGGAGAUGAAUCUAGUGGUUGGAAGCAAGUAGACGAAGCUCCAACAAAGCAUGUUAAAUUUCGUGAGCCUCCCAGCAAGAUAGUUAUGGACGAAGCAGAAGGACAGUCAGAUACCAAAAAUCCACCAUAUGUCCCUGCGUUUGAUGAUCCUAGCACCUCAAAUUCUCCUAUUUUGCCCCCCGUCCGUGAAGAACCAUCGUCAUCUUCGGAGAGUGAAGAUGAUGAUGACCCGUUACCAGGUAUAGAGGAUCUUCAAAUUUCAGGAGAACCUUAUCCUGGACAUGAGCUUCAGGCUUGUGGUUACUCCGUUAAUGGAACAACAAGUUGUAACUUUGAGUGGGUGUGUCAUCUUGAAGAUGGAUCUGUGAAUUACAUUGAAGGAGCAAAGCAGCCAAAUUAUCUUGUCACAGCUGAUGAUGUUGAUUUAUAUCUUGCUAUUGAAGUUCAGCCUUUGGAUGACAGGAACCGCAAGGGGGAGCUUGUCAAGGUCUUUGCCAAUGAAAAUCGGAAGAUAACUUGCCAUCCAGAGAUGCAGAGGCAUAUAGAGAAGAAUCUUCAUAGUGGUCAUGCUUCAUACAAAGUUUCUGUUUCGACUGGUUUCCUAGAUAUAUGGGAAGACGCUACGCUGUCUAUAAAGAGAGAAGGUUACACUAUCAAGUGUAAUAACGAUAUCAUAGUUACUGAGAAGUUCUCAUCUUCUUCUACUGCUGUAACAAUUCCGUUUGGGCAGCCUGAAGAAUUUGUUAUAGUUGCUUCUGAUGGUAGUAGUGAAUGUUCCUUGCGAGCAGAUAACGGAUCAGCAGACCUUAGCUGCUCAAGAGAUACAAUAGUACUCACCCUGAGAUUAUUUAGCAUGAGGGCUCUACAGAGAAAGAAGGGAAAGAGGAGAGGAUUUUUAUUUAACAAAUGAGAUUUUUUGUAUAUAAUUAUUAUUUUGAGCUCUGGCUUUUAACAGCUUUAUAUAUUGAGCAAAAAGAUUGCACCCCUUUGUUUUGUAGCCUUGUCAAUCAAUUUGUUCAUGAGAGAAAACAAUAUUUGUCCCUUGUUUAUAUAAUGAAAAUCCAACUAAUAUUACA